AUGGCGGUGCCCAAGCAGGAUGUCACAGCAUGGAAAACUGUGAUGACCAUUCUGCACACCAUCGCAGUCUCUGGGACCGGUGUCCGCCUAUAUGAUAGGUUUCGCGAGCAACGGCUAUGGUGGGACGACUACCUAUCGGUCGUGCCGACGAUCUUGGACAUCUUAUACUUUGUUGCGCUAUGGAUGGGGCCUUUUGCUGGACACAUCUAUUUCAUGUUCUCGCCGAAUCCUUUGAAAGGGUUUCUGUUUCCCAUGUGCCUGCACAUAGCUAUCCUAUGGACUACCCGCAUAGUUCUUGCACUCUCUCUUUCCCGAUUGUUCCCUCCAAAUAGUCACUCACGACGCGUCGCGUUUGGUCUUGUGGUCGCCUUCUCUUUGGCCUACAUCUUUAUCACGCUUUUCACAAUCCAGUCCUGCAAGCCCCCUGGCCUACCUUGGUACCGAGCAAGCGGAAUUAACUGCGAAAAGGUCUCGGCGAGAGGACUGCCUAUUUUCGUCGUUGGAGGAAUUACCUGCGACCUAAUGGCUGACAGUCUGCUCGUCAUCGUACCCUUCACUGUGAUAUGGCGAAUGAAACUCCGAACUCCCCAACGAAAGCUGAUUUUGGCCGUGGCCUCUGCUAGUAUUUUGACGAUUGGGUCUGCUCUCGCCUUCUCGAUUUUAUGUUUGAGUGGCGUCGCUACCGAUCCGGACUCCCUUCUUCUGCGCUUAAUGAUGAUAAAUAUGCUGUCCGUUAACUCUUUGAUCGCAUGCAAUUUCCUCGUUGUUUCCCUAUUUUUCUACCGCCGGGUUCGUCACUGGAGAACCGCUCGAGAAGAACGGACUCGAAAACCCCCAAGCACCUCGUCGACUGCUACCUCCAGCGCAAAGGAGGAGGACGUACCACCUCCCCUUACUAUCCGCCUCCAUGCGACCUUCGAAACAUCAGCGUCUCGCAGGCCAGGAGCGUCUCCCGAGCAUUACUCAGUAGUUACUCUCACCGAUGUUACAGAGUCGCCUUACGCUUCGUCAUACCACCCAGGCUCGCGCUCUUCGAGGCCUUCGAUACCUUUUUCUUCGAUGGCGAGCGGCGCUACCGGGGAUGUUGAUUUGGAAAGCAGAUUCACGGACAGAGACCCUCCACCAUCAUGGACCUUUUCUUCAGGGCAUUCAUAA
Cyclocybe aegerita is the source of this 1155-nucleotide messenger RNA. The record is from the annotation of a GenBank genome assembly. Lineage: Eukaryota; Fungi; Basidiomycota; Agaricomycetes; Agaricales; Hemipholiotaceae.